This is a messenger RNA of Suricata suricatta (meerkat), 739 nucleotides long. RefSeq names its product secretion associated Ras related GTPase 1B (gene SAR1B). Lineage: Eukaryota; Metazoa; Chordata; Mammalia; Carnivora; Herpestidae. Bases 137 to 739 code for a protein of 200 amino acids. Gene Ontology annotation, biological process: vesicle organization; intracellular protein transport; endoplasmic reticulum to Golgi vesicle-mediated transport. The transcript is spliced from 7 exons. The record is from RefSeq and is a predicted model, not a curated record. Gene Ontology annotation, molecular function: GTPase activity; GTP binding. Gene Ontology annotation, cellular component: endoplasmic reticulum exit site; COPII vesicle coat.
CCCGGCCCGGAAGGAGCUGACGCGAGCUGGGACCUCGGCAGCCAUCGCUCUUUGCAGUUCGAACUAGGAGGGUGUAAAGCCGACGCCGAACGAGGAAUUGCGAUCUCUCUAGUAGCAGACUCUAUAAGAUUUGGAUAUGUCCUUCAUAUUUGACUGGAUUUACAGUGGUUUCAGCAGUGUGCUACAGUUUUUAGGAUUAUAUAAGAAAACUGGUAAAUUGGUAUUUCUUGGAUUGGAUAAUGCAGGAAAAACAACAUUGCUACACAUGCUAAAAGAUGACAGACUUGGACAACAUGUCCCAACGUUACAUCCCACUUCCGAAGAAUUAACCAUUGCUGGCAUGACCUUUACAACUUUUGAUCUGGGUGGACAUGUUCAAGCUCGAAGAGUGUGGAAAAACUACCUUCCUGCUAUCAAUGGCAUUGUAUUUCUGGUGGAUUGUGCAGACCAUGAAAGACUGUUAGAAUCAAAAGAAGAACUUGAUUCACUAAUGACAGAUGAAACCAUAGCUAAUGUGCCUAUACUGAUUCUUGGGAAUAAGAUCGACAGACCUGAAGCCAUCAGUGAAGAGAGGCUGCGAGAGAUGUUUGGUUUAUAUGGUCAGACAACAGGAAAGUCCCCUUUACCCAAUGGUACUCUCAGGGCGGGCGGCAAGCAGGAUGUUGUGCAUAGUUUCACUGUGGAGGCCUGCACGUGUGAGGGGAAAGAACGCCUCUUCCGCUUCCGGUGUCAGAGAUGA